Molecule: messenger RNA, 4692 nt
Organism: Salvelinus fontinalis (brook trout)
Lineage: Eukaryota; Metazoa; Chordata; Actinopteri; Salmoniformes; Salmonidae
Product: zinc finger protein OZF-like
Exons: 2
Coding region: 225-1805 (526 amino acids)
Biological process (GO): regulation of transcription by RNA polymerase II; central nervous system development
Cellular component (GO): nucleus
Molecular function (GO): RNA polymerase II cis-regulatory region sequence-specific DNA binding; DNA-binding transcription factor activity, RNA polymerase II-specific
Source: RefSeq, a predicted model, not a curated record
UUCAACACCUGUAGCCACCUUGGUAGCUCGCUAGCCAACAAAGUCGGAACAUUUAAGUUCUUUAGACAAUUUCGUGGUUUAUUUGCCACUAUGAUUUAAACAUACUUAUGUGGAAAAAACUAGCUAACCCAUUUAAUUUAAUAUUUACGUUGUAAGUCAACUAGCUGGCUGGGUAAGUUAGCACAAGGCUAGUCGCUAAUGCUAACUAGCUAUUAUCCCCGACCAUGAGCUCACUAAGCUACUCUCCUGAUAAAGAAGAGGUCUGCUGGACGGAGAAAGAAACUCUCGUCAAAGAGGAGGAGGAAGAAAAGCCUGUUACAAUACAAAAACAAGUAGAGGGUGAGGCUGUUACAGUGAAAGAAGAAGAGAAAGAUGUUACAGUUAAAGAAGAGGAAGACGCCUUAAGAGUGAAAGUGGAGGAUGAUGUUACUGUGAAAGAGGAGGGGGAAGAUGCAGUUUUUGGAGUGGAGAAUGACGUGAAAGAAGAUGAAGACGUGUUUGGAAUGAAGGAUGAAGAGGGGGAGAUUACUGUCACAUUAGAGGAGGAGGAAGAAGAGAAGCCUGGAGAACUGAUUAACACCAGUAAAUACAGAGAGAGACGGGACUAUCGUGGAUUCUCUGGGGAGCCUCAACAACACUGUGAAGCUGACGAGGCAGAGAAGAGUCUCUCCACAUCAAAACACCUCAAUAAACAACAGCAGAGACCCACAGGAGAGAAAUCUUACUGCUGCUCUGACUGUGGGAAACAUUUCUCAAGAUCAAAUUCACUAAAAGUACAUCUGAGAAUUCACACUGGAGGGAAAUCUCACUGGUGCUCUGACUGUGGGAAAGGAUUCAACUCUACAAUAGACCUUAAAAUACAUCAUAGAAUUCACACAGGCGAGAAAUCUUAUGGCUGUGAUCAAUGUGGGAAGAGUUUUUCUCAGCUUAAAACCCUGAAAUCACACCAGAGAACACACACAGGAGAGAAACCUUAUGGCUGUGAUCAAUGUGGGAAAAGUUUUACUGUGUCAAGCUCCUUGAUAGUGCACCAGAGAACACACACAGGAGAAAAGCUUCACCAUUGUUCUUUUUGUGGGAAAAGCUUUUCAACAUCACACACCUUGAAGGUGCACCAGAGAAUGCACACAGGAGAGAGACCUUAUAGCUGUAAUCAAUGUGUGAAGUGUUUUUUUACAUCUAGCAAUCUGACUAAACACCAGAGAACACACACAGGAGAGAAACCAUAUAGCUGUAAUCAAUGUGGGAAGAGUUUUGCUCAAUCUGGAGAUCUGAAGGUACACCAGAGACUACACACAGGAGAGAAACCUUAUGGCUGUGAUCAAUGUGGGAAGAGUUUUAAUCAGUCAAGCAGCCUGAUAGUACACCAGAGAACACACACAGGAGAGAAACCUUAUGGCUGUGAUCAAUGUGGGAAGAGUUUUAUUCAGUCAAGCAGCCUGAUGGUACACCAGAGAUCACACACAGGAGAGAAACCAUAUAGCUGUACUGAAUGUGGGAAGAGUUUUGUUACAUCUGGCUGUCUGAUGACACACCAGAGAACACACACAGGAGAGAAAUCUUAUAGCUGUGAUCAAUGUGGGAAGAGUUUUACUCAGUUAAACAGCCUGGUAUCACAUCUGAGAACACACACAGGAGAGAGACCAUAUAGCUGUAGUCAAUGUGGGAAGAGUUUUAAUUGGCUUAACAGCCUGGUAUCACACCAGAGAACACACACAGGAGAGAAGCCUCAUAGCUGUAAUCAAUGUGACAAGAGAUUCUCAGAUAAAAGAUAUCUGAUUAAACAUCAGAAAAUACAUAGUUGAAGGAGUUGUUUCAUGAUGUCAAUGUAAUGUCACUAUGUUUUUAAUCAUUUUUAUUAUGUCACAAUGUGGAACCCUAAAUGUUUGUUCAAUUGAUGUUCAUUGUAAAGGGUUUAAACACUGUUUCCCAUGCUUGUUCAAUGAACCAUAAACAAUUAAUGAACAUGCACCUGUGGAACGGUCCUUAAUUAAGACACUAACAGCUUAGAGACGGUAGGCAACUAAGGAGCGGCCUUUCUACUGAGUCUGAAAAACACCAAAAGAAAGAUGCGCGGGGUCCCUGCUCAUCUGUAUGAACGUGCCUUAGGCAUGCUGCAAGGAGGCAUGAGGACUGCAGAUGGGGCCAGGGCAAUAAAUUGCAAUGUCCGUACUGUGAGACAGGGAGCUACAGGGAGACAGGGCGGACAGCUGAUCGUCCUCGCAGUAGCAGUCCAGACUGUCCGCAAUAGGCUGAGAGAGGCUGGACUGAGGGCUUGUAGGCCUGUUGUAAGGCAGGUCCUCACCAGACAUCACCGGUAACAACGUCGCCUAUGGGCACAAAUCCACGGUCGCUGGACCAGACAGGACUGGCAAAAAGUGCUCUUCACUGACGGGUCGUGGUUUGUCUCACCAGGGGUGAUGGUCGGAUUCGCGUUUAUCAUCGAAGGAAUGAGCAUUACACCGAGGCCUGUACUCUGGAGCGGGAUUGAUUUGGAGGAGGAGGGUCCGUCAUGGUCUUUGGCGGUGUGUCACAGCAUCAUCGGACUGAGCUUGUUGUCAUUGCAGGGAAGACAUCCUCCUUCCUCAUGUGGUACCCUUCCUGCAGGCUCAUCCUGCCAUGACCCUCCAGCAUGACAAUGCCACCAGCCACACUGCUCGUUCUGUGUGUGAUUUUCUGCAAGACAGGGAUGUGUUCUGCCAUGCCCAGCGAAGAGCCCGGAUCUCAAUCCCAUUGAGCAAUUGAGCACAUCUGGGACCUGUUGAAUCAGGGGGUGAGGGCUAGGGCCAUUUCCCCCAGAAAAUGUCAAGGAACUUGCUGGAAGAGUGGGGUAACAUCACACAGCAAGAACUGGCAAAUCUGGUGCAGUCCAUGAGGAGGAGAUGCACUGCAAUUCCUAAUGCAGCUGGUGGCCACACCAGAUACUGACUGUGACUUUUGAUUUUGACCUCCCUUUGUUCAUGGACACAUUAUUCAAUUUCUGUUAAUCACAUGUCUGUGGAACUUGUUCAGUUUGUCUCUCAGUUGUUGAAUCUUGUUAUGUUCGUACACAUGUUAAGUUUGCUGAAAGUAAACGCAGUUGACAGUGAGAGGACGUUUCUUUUUUUGCUGAGUUUUUUUGUUGUCUUAAGGGGGAAAGUGUUACGAGCUUUGGUUUUUCCAUUUAUGUUUUGAGGUUGGACUUAAGCACAUAUAGCUCGUUAGCAUGUAGGGUGCACUGAUUGUCUCCUCCUUAGUCAGUAUGUGUUACACCUGUGCUGGCUUGUCCAUCUCGUUAAUUGGAAGGCGUUUCACCUGAGCUGGCCCAGGUUCUAUUGACGAGUGUCUGGCCCAGUGUUCCAGGUUCUAUUUAAGAGUGUCUGGCCCAGUCCUCCAGGUUCUAUUGAAGAGUGUCUGGCCCAGGUGCUAUUUCAGGAUGGCUUUAAAUAUAGGAUGUAUUUGUUGUCUUAAGGGGGAAAGUGUUACGAGCUUUGGUUUUUCCAUUUAUUUUUUGAGGUUGGACUUUAGCACAUAUAGCUCGUUAGCAUGUAGGGUGCACUGAUUGUCUCCUCCUUAGUCAGUAUGUGUUACACCUGUGCUGGCUUGUCCAUCUCGUUAAUUGGAAGGCGUUUCACCUGAGCUGGCCCAGGUUCUAUUGAAGAGUGUCUGGCCCAGUGUUCCAGGUUCUAUUUAAGAGUGUCUGGCCCAGUCCUCCAGGUUCUAUUUAAGAGUGUCUGGCCCAGGUGCUAUUUCAGAAUGGCUUUAAAUAUAGGAUGUAUUUGUUGUCUUAAGGGGGAAGGUGUUACAGGCUUUGGAUUUUCCAUUUAUAUUUUGAGGUUUGACGUUAGCGUGUAUAGCUCGUUAGCACGUAUUGGUUACACCUGUGCUGGCUUGUCCAUCUCGUUAGUGGGAAGGUGUUUCACCUGAGCUGGCCCAGGUGCUAUUUAAGAGUGUCUGGCCCAGUGCACCAGUUGUCUUGAUAGAUGUGGAGAGUCAACACCUUUAGUUGUUCCACCUUUUUGGUUUGCUUCCUGUCUUUAAGUUUGUUGUGGGUUUUAAUUUUGUUUUCCUCUUCUUGGGAAGAUUUAGUGGGUCUCAUGGUGGGUGUCUUUUAGGUCCCAGUUGUUACUAGUCAACUUUCAUUGGACACUGUGAGAGCAAAAUUGCAAGAUUAUGUUAUAAUACAUUUAUUGCGUCAAAUGGUUGUUUUAUGCAACAGAAUUGAGGGUUCUUAGAACUAUUGUGUCUGUGUGUUCUACUGAGGAUGGGCCUCUGGGAGAUAACACUGACAGGAGAUUUACAAUGUCUUUUGGGUGAUAAAACCUAAAGAGACCGCAUUCCAGAGCAUGAGUUAAUGUUUCUGUUCUAUAUGGUACCAGGGAGAGAUGACCCCAGGGCCAGACCCUGGUCUCUACACAAAGAGUAUUGUUUUAAAUCAGAUACUGUCUGCUGAGAAUAAGUAUCUUUCAUACAAAUCUUAACCAUGUGACCCGUUCUAUACAUCUAUUGUUGGUCAUGUAGGUUGAAAGGGGUGUAUCUUGGCUGUAAAAUACCUUUGUACUUUUGUCUCUGGGCUCUCAACGAAUAGUCUAGGAGUGAUUUGCCAACCAGAUAUCAUUAUCGUAGAGCACUCAAUUGAUUCGCUUUAUAUGUGUGCGUUGUAUUGACCUGCUCCCUUAUUAAUAAGCGAAUAAAGAUUUAGUUUAAGAAUAA